AUGGUUGUCAAUAAUAUACUUCCCAGUUUACCAAAAUCGUCUCUUUACCCACUAUUUACCAGACUGAAAGGUCAAUGUAAUCGAGCCAUUGGUGCUAAAAUAGAAGAUGCUAUUCAGACUGGCUUGAUCAAGGAUGAUGCAUCUAACACAGCUGCAAGAUAUAAGAUGAAUUUAAGUAAUUCCUAUACUUCAUUGCUCGAAGGUCUAGAUAGCAUAAAAGAAAGAAGAUAUGGCUUCGCAAGAGACAUGAUAUGUUUGAGAAGGGAUAAGUGUAUGAGGGUCGAUGUAAUUGAGUCGCCAACAUUCCAACUGUGCGAGAGGUGUACGAAGAUACUAGAUAUCUCAUCUCAUCCAAUUGGAUUGAAGCAAGGAGAAUACAAAUAG
Messenger RNA from Striga asiatica, 384 nucleotides. The record is from the annotation of a GenBank genome assembly. Lineage: Eukaryota; Viridiplantae; Streptophyta; Magnoliopsida; Lamiales; Orobanchaceae.